AUGUUUGUAUGUAUCGUAUUCUUUUUGCAACUAUUAUUAUAUUCGUCAAUUGCAACAAAGUCACAAUUAACAUUGGAUGAGUUUUUCGAUUGUACAGAUUUCUUAUCUGUGAGUUUUUCGCCAAAUGGUGAAUACUUACUUAUUGAAACCUUACGACCAAACUGGAAUUCAAGUACCUAUGAAAUUAGUUGUUGGUUGUAUGAGAUAAACACAAAACAAAAACAAUUAAUUGUGACAAAUACAGGUGGUUCUUCGAGACCAAAAUGGUCACCGAGUGGAAAUUGGAUUGCUUUCUUACAAGUCGAUCAAACAAAAAUGAGUACUAAAAAUCGAUAUAAGCAUUAUCAACGUUCAUUCGAAAAUAUUGAAAAAAACCAACAAUUUAUUUAUUUGUAUUCAAUUGAAUCAAAGAAAAUGUUUCCAGUUUUAGUUGGAAACGAAAUGCCAUCGACUUUGACAUGGUCCGAUAAUGAUUCAUCUAUUUAUUUUAUUACAACUAAAACAAGAAAAACAGAUGAUGAUCAAGUUGAAUGGAAAAAUGUAGUUGACUAUCGAAAGAGCAUUGAUAACUAUGUUAGUACAAUUAAUUGUCUUGCUUUCGAAACAGAAAAUCAAAUAUCAUCCUUGAAAAUAAGCACUAUUCAAGAUGUUCCUUUUCUAAUUGGUGAAUUAUUAUUUAGCUCUGUUUUACAAAAGCUUGUAUUUACUUCAGUAUCACCACUAACUGAAUAG
Molecule: messenger RNA, 732 nt
Organism: Rotaria sp. Silwood2
Lineage: Eukaryota; Metazoa; Rotifera; Eurotatoria; Philodinida; Philodinidae
Source: the annotation of a GenBank genome assembly